UUCUGAGGAGACAGAGAUUAAGGUGGAACCCAAGUGACUGGCAAAGACCUGGGCUCCACCAACCUCCCAGUCCUUCCCAGUUCUUAGAUGGUAACAAACACUGCCCUCUGGAAUCUCAAUGUCUUCUUUAAAGAACGGGUCAAUAAUAACCACCUUGGCAGAAUUAAAGGUGUGGUUACCGUUAUGAAGCCCCUGGUGCUCAAGAACAGUGUUCUUAUAGGAACACAGAUGCUGAGGAGGAGGAAGUCUUUGUCUUUCCAGCACUCCAGAAUGAGAGUUCUGGCGAACCGCGGGAUGAGCGCUCCUCAUUGUUUAUCUAGAAUAAUGGACCCUCGGAUCCGACCAGGCACGGGACCAUCUGCUCUCGGCUGCCCAUGGUCCUCUGAGGCGGAGCCCCGGCAGAGGCAGCUGGGAGGACGCUCCUCCCUCCCCGCCCGAGGACGUUCCUCCCUCCUCGCCUCCCUCGGGGAGCCCAGGCAAGAGGAGGAGUUUUCCUGGGCUCUGCAGCUUCCGUCGCCACGGCAACGGCGCCAUACUGGGCCCAACGGACUCUGGAGCAGCGGCGGCAUGGACACCCUGUACGUGGAGGAGGUGGCCACCUCCCUGGUUAGGGAGUUCCUCAGCAGGAAGGGCUUGAAGAAGACGUUUGUGACCCUGGACCAGGAACGCCCCCGCUCUGAUCUCAGCAUCAACAGCAGAAAUGACCUCCGCAACGUUCUGCAUCUCAAGUUUCUCUACAGGGAAAACAAAGCAAAGGGAAAUCCUCUAAAAACAAACCUUGAACUCAUUACCAGAUACUUUCUGGAUCACUCUGGAAAUACAGACAGUAACAUAAGUCAAGAAACCCCAAUUCCUGCACUCCCAGUUCCAAAGAAGAAUAACAAGCUGCCUUCGAGAUGCUCAGAGACCACACUGGUAAAUAGAUAUGAUCUUUCAAACGAAGACACAGGAAGGAGAACAUCAUGGAUGGAAGCAAGCAGUGCCAGACAUGACAGUCUCGAUGGGGACAUGCUUGGCAAUUUCACAUCACCAAAAAACACCCCACACAAAAGUAAGCCCACGCAUAUGGUCCCCAGUGACAGCCUCCCUUUGGCUCCUGGGUGGGAGAAGGUGGAUCAUCUUCACUCGUCAGAGCCUUGCAUGGACCUGAAGAGGCCAGUGGAGAGGACCAGGCCGAAGUCUGGCCUGAUUGUCCGGGGCAUGAUGGCUGGGCCUGUCGCCAGCUCCCCACAGGACUCUUUCCACAAAGGCUCUCUGAGGAGGUCCUCAUCCUUGAGCAGGAAGCCCCAAGCCCCAGAGGAGAGGCAGCAUCAGCCUGGGCUCUCUGCCCAUACCCUCGCCUAUCCAGGCCCACAGGAGGUCCUGGCAUCCAUCAGUGACUCCAUCGCUAGGAGGCCCCUGGGCCAGCCGAGUGAACUGGCCUGGGAGAAACAGAAAGCCACUGCCAGCAAUCAGGGACUACUCCAGAGCGACAGGCCCAGGCCCAGAAGUUUUUCAGAGGAUGGCCCAGCAGGAUUUGGCCACACGGAGGUCAACACACCUUUGAGGUUGUGCUCACCUGGUGGGAAUUCCAGGAUGACCCAGGAGCAACUAGAAAGAGCAUACAAGCAGCAGGGCAGUGAGCCCCUUCCUCUCAGGAAAACUCAGUCAGUGUCUGACAAGGUAGAUGACGAGCCGGAUGUCCUGCAGCUAGAGGAUGUUGAGGAUGAACUGACUAAGGAAGAAAUCAUCCUGUGCCCACCUCCAUCGAUGCACAAGCUGCAAAUCUCGUCAAAGCCAAUUGACUUCUUAGCAGCAAAGGAAAUAAAGAUCCUUCUGUUUGGUUCUACCUUCUGCUCCUUCAAUGAAGAAUGGAAACUUCAGAGCUUUUCCUUUAAUGAUACUCCUUCACUAAAAUACGGCAUUGUGCAGAACAAGGGUGGUCCUUGUGGGGUUCUGGCUGCUGUCCAAGGCUGUGUGCUGCAGAAACUCCUGUUUGAAGGAGAUGGGAGAGCCAACUGCCCUCGACGGCUGUAUCCCUCAGACACCCAGAGGACCCAUUGUCUUGCCCUAGCCAUCACAGACAUCUUGUGGCGAGCUGGCGGCCGAAAGCAAGCCGUGGUCACACUGGCUUCAGGAACACCACACUUCAGUCCAACAGGGAAAUACAAAGCAGAUGGAGUCUUAGAAACACUCACACUGUACAGUUUCUCCUGUUAUGAGGAUCUGGUCACUUUUCUCCAGCACAGCAUUCGCCAGUUCGAAGUGGGCCCCUAUGGAUGCAUCCUGCUCACCCUGUCUGCCAUCCUGUCCCGGUCCCCGGAGCUUGUCCGCCAAGACUUCGAUGUCCCUACUGGCCAUCUUAUUGGAGCGCAUGGAUACUGCACACAGGAACUUGUCAAUCUGCUCCUUACUGGGAAAGCCGUGUCCAAUGUUUUCAACGAUGUGGUGGAACUGGACUCAGGGGAUGGGAACAUUACACUCCUCCGAGGCAUUGAGGCACAAAGUGACGUUGGCCUCCUAUCUCUCUUUGAACACUACAAUGUAUGCCAGGUUGGCUGCUUUCUGAAAACCCCACGGUUCCCUAUCUGGGUGGUGUACAGUGAGAGCCACUUCAGCGUCCUGUUCAGCCUGAAGCUGGAGCUCCUGUCUGACUGGAGGGCUGAGCGUGUCUUUGAUCUGUACUACUAUGAUGGCCUCGCCAACCAGCAGGAGGAGAUUCGGCUGACUAUCGAUACCAUGCAGACCUUCCCGGAGGACAGCCGCAGGGACCUUGUCCCUCCACUGGAGCUCUGCAUCAGAACCAAGUGGAAGGGGGCUUCUGUGAACUGGAAUGGCUCAGACCCCAUCCUGUGACCCUUGGAUGCACCAAGCUCUAUGACUUCAGCACUCAUCACUGAGAUGACCCCAGAACCCCAGGCCUCAGGGUCAGGUCUCUGAGAAGAGUCAUCCUGGCUGUGCCUGCCUGGCCAUAGAGGCAUGCAGAGCUUUCCAGUUCCUUCCAUGAAGGGCCAUGGUAGUGCCCAGUGCACUGCUAGGGUUCCCUCCCUGGCCCAGCUAUGACUGCCAAAGACAGGAAGGGGGCCACCAGAGACUGCUUCUUUUCAUGUCCCUCCUUCCCCUGCUCCUCCUGGGUGGCCCCCUCACCAAGGCUUCUGAUGUGAUUGACCUCGGGGACCCUGGGCACUUGUUACUGCAGCUGCUAUAAAACAAGAGUCAAACCUAUGGCGAGAUCUGAGGCUUGGCAUGAAGUCUUGGUAUGAAGGGAGCACAGGUCUACUCCAAUCAUGGCUCAAGAGUGAUAUGGGGGUGUGGAGGCUCAGAACCCCACUAAGCAAGGGCAUUUCCUACAAGGAUCUUGGGAUAAGCUAAGCCCUUUCCCUCAGGGAUGUCCUUGGCUGGGGUUCUCUUGUUAGUUGUAUUUUCCACUGCAGAGCAGCAGUCUAAAAUAUAGACUACAUGGUCUGUGCUGUCCAGGGAGCAGCCCAAGCCUCAGAGAGUCUCAGUCAAGGAAGACCUGGAUCUUUUGUGAGGCCACAUGAGAAUGGAGUGGCCUAGGGAGGCUAGGAUGGGUGGAGUGGGGAGCCACUCAAGGAGUGGCAUCUUGGCCAGGGAGGCUAAGAUGGGGACAAACAGAAGGCCCAGGUGCAGUCUUCCCUGUGGCUAUGAGGGAGCGUGUGGAUUGAGAACUGACUGACUGCUAGUGUUUGUGGGCAGAGCUUCGGAGGUAGUCACAGAGCAAGGACAGAGAUUGGGUCAGGGAGAUGGACAGUCCGAGCCUUGCUUGCUGCAUUGAUGUAUAUCUUAUAGCUUUCACAAAGAGGGAAAAUAAAGCAGCAAUGGGAGGCUGGGAAAAAGCAACAGGAGAGUGGCCUGGGUCAUAGCCAGAGUCCAGGGCUGCUCUGCAGUGGCUCACAAGAAGGGCCUAGAGGCAGUGCUCUAGCCCUCAAAGACCCUGUCACAUGGCUGUCUAGGUGAGGAGCCUACAGAACCUUGGGGGCCGUGGAUGCUCACACACAGGGACUAAGACACCUAAGGGAGUCAAAGAUGCUUCAUGGCAGCCCAUACCUAGCCUGUGUCCACAUGGGAUUUUAGGAUCCUCACUCUUCUGAGGCCUGACAGUGCUGGCUGUAGAGAGACCCCUUCCUUUAGAGAGCUAGGCAUUUGGUGUGGGCAACUGCAGAACUUGUGUUCUUGUGGACAGGGUAUGUGCAACAGCCUAACACAUCUCUGGGGAUGUGGAGAGUAGCCAGCUGCACUAGAGAAUGGGCGGGCGGGAUGGCCCUCUCCUGCUGUGCCAGGCCCCAUGGGGCUCGCUGUGUAAACCUAGGUGGUCAUUCGCAGUGGGUUUCCAGCAGAAAUGCUUCCUAUAUCUCCUCCAAAUGUUUAUGCAUUUGUUUUCCUUGGCCAGGGAUGGGACGCUCCAGAGUGUCUGGCCGAGGAAGUUGGUUUCCCUGCAGUGACCUUGUUUAUCAGCCUGGGGAGGAAAAGUGUCUUUUCAGUGAAACCCACAUAGUCUCCUUGCCAGAGGCUCUUUGGCAGGGCUAGUGAAAAUAAACGGUUCCCAG
Molecule: messenger RNA, 4547 nt
Organism: Nannospalax galili (Upper Galilee mountains blind mole rat)
Lineage: Eukaryota; Metazoa; Chordata; Mammalia; Rodentia; Spalacidae
Gene: Mindy4
Product: MINDY lysine 48 deubiquitinase 4
Exons: 18
Coding region: 88-2835 (915 amino acids)
Biological process (GO): protein K48-linked deubiquitination
Molecular function (GO): cysteine-type deubiquitinase activity; K48-linked deubiquitinase activity
Source: RefSeq, a predicted model, not a curated record